CUUAUUGAAAAAUUAGCGGUCUGGUCAAGUCCAAUGGGGUCGUCAGGUGUUUCUGAGAUAGAAUACUGCUUAGGAGGCGUAAAGCAGUUCUUGAGGUGUCCCAUAUGGUGAGUUGUUAAAAAAAGGGUUUAAUAGGUGUAGUUUGGAUGAUGUUCUGAAUCCUGUCGUUACACCAUGCUCUCAUAUUUACUGCAAGUUUUGUAUGGACAAACAUUUUGAGAAGAAAAGGAGUGCAAAUUGCCCUCUUUGUAAUAAGAACCUCUCUUCCAGGUCUUUAAAGCAUUCAAACAAAGUUGUAAACAUAAUCGACUUGUGUAAGAAAGUUAUAUCAGCUUAUGAAUUUGAAGCAAAAACUAAGCUUGUUCCUCAGGACCUUGUAGGCAGUUUGCAUCUAAGUCAGGAACUAACACAGGUGGACGUCGCUGGUUCAUGUAAUUUACCGAGUAGUGGGAAGUCUGAAAACUUUCAGAAUAAUAGUAACCAGUUACGUCCUCAACCUCGCAAUCGUAUUCUUCUGGGCACCACUGCACGCAUACAGCGAACAAAGCAAAUGAACAAACAGCACAAUGCUCCACUUUCUGAGGAGAUCCUUACCCAGCCAAUGCAUGGUUUGUGCGCAUCCAUGGAGGUAGAAAGACAUGAAUUGCCAAAGCAAGUUGUUGAAAACAGUGAUGCAUUCCUUGAUAUAUUUAGUCUUACACAGCAAACUCAACCGAUGGUCGAUUCAUUUGAUAAUGGUUCAUUGUUCUCACCAGUUGAAGGUAUGCGUCAUACGGACUAUUCGAGUGAUAUAUCUGUAAAUCGCACUACUACAAAGGAUAAGUCGAAAUCUAUGUCAAAAUUACUUCUGAAAACCUCGAAAAGCAUUGGACGUGCUGCGUGUCUACCGCCUCGACCGCCAACCAUGCGGACUGCAGUUUUGAAACAAAAUAGUCAAGAAGUUGCUGUUCACGGCUCUCUAGCUCCACAUAAAUCUGUGUCACUGAAACGACCGUCCGGUUCGCCGUUUGGAGAUGAUAAAAACAGAAAACACUGUCGACGAGAAUCGAAUUGCUCCGUAUUGUCUGGUCAGGGAUUGGUAACAAAAACGCACGAAGUUUUAUGUCAUGUACAGCCCUCAGAGAAUAUAUGCAUCAAUACUAAAAGUCAUACCAAUCUUUUUAACCAGGAGGAAACUAAAACUAAAUCGGAGCAGCAACCAAUAUCAGCUGCUUGCAACUUGAAGAAACGUUCUCACUCGUUCGGUGGGUCUUUGUCCCACACAUCGUCAGUACUAGCUGGUAAACGCUUGCUUCAAAAAUAUCGUAGCAGGCCUCAUCGUCUGUCAACAGUUCAGCGCAGUCUUUCUUCUAAAAGCCCUGGUUGGUCUCGUUGGCGUCAAAUGUGUCACGAACUGAGACGUCGAAGUUCAUCAUUGCGAAUAACAUUCCACAAGUCAUCUAGUUUGGCUGAUAAAAUUGAAUCAAGUGUUUCCUCUGUAUCAGGCGAAGCCAACAAGACACGUACCAUUAGGAAGUCUUCCAAACGCUCCUCUCUCUCCAGUCUCAUUGGCCUUUCUUUGCCUAAGUUGGGACUUGCUGUUAAUCGAAGUAAACGUAGAGUCAGUGAGAAAACAGUUGAGAUGUCUCGAGAUAAACAAGAAGACAUGUCUGAUAUUCCUUUUAAUAUCAUUCCAGAACAGAGUAUGACAAACAAAUCUCACGAUGGCUCCAGUUCAGUGUCGCAGUUAACGAGAGCGGAUUGUCCUAAAGAGACAUGUCAUUUUAUCAUGCCUUUACGACGUUUGAUUUCUCGUGACUACUUCCAUUCGAGAUCACUGCAUUCCCGUUUCCGCUGUUCUCUGCGUCGGGAUGAAGCUGCUGUCUCUCCUAUAAUUCAGGUUAAGUCACCCCAUGGUUACUCUGCUUAUAAAUGUGAUCUAGAUUCACCUGAACCUUGUGGUCGGCUUGACGGAUCUACCAUCUCGAAUACAUCAUGCUCAGGAAUUGAUUCUGCUGAAAUUUAUUGUCAGCCUUUACAUUGUAGCGCCUGUGGUGAGACGUUAGUAUUACAUACAGAUAUCAGUAGUGCAAAUACGAUAUCACCAGGACCUCAGUUUUCCUCGGAGUUAAUACUCCGCCCGCCUGUUUCUAUUCUCUCCUGUUCCAUGUCUUCUUCAUACUGGCAGGCUGAAGACCCAGGCGAUACAAUCUUCACGGAUGUAGAUCUAGACUCUCUAGUUGAGGUGAAUCGUCGUUAUAUAUCAGAAUCUGAUUGGGACUGUAAGCCAAAGCACCCUACUAUGUCUGUUUCCAGAAAUUCUCAUAUUUCAUCCCUCCAAAGCAACCCGAGAAACAAUGCAACCGAUCAUUGUGAAAUUCAAUCAAGUGUCAAUAUAACAAAGUUAGCUGAAGCACCACUAAAACCUUGCCACUCAACUACAGUGCUUUCGGAUGCUCAAACAAAUAACAAUGAAUCAGAAGAAAUACAUGGUGAAAACCAUCUGUUAAAAACUCAAAACAUGGAGAUCGAUGAACCUCCAACCAUACAGAGCAAUGACUUCUUUAGGUUUCCUGAUCAGUCGAAUUUUUCUACUUUUCAAGGUAGUUGUAGUAGUGAGAUUAUGCCGACUGUGGAACGUGAGCGUUUACGCCACGAAUGUGAAGAGUUGGAAGCCGUAGUUGCAGCUUUACAGAAGCAAUUGGAAGCUCAAGCCGACGAACUCAGUCCUGAAUCAACUGCCGAAAUCCUUAAAUUAGCCUGUACAGAACCUUUGGAUGAUGCACCUCUUGAUUUACCAUCGUCUACAGAGAAAAGUUAUGAUAAACUGCGGAUGUCCCCUGAUAAUGAUGUAAAACAAGUCGUAGUCAGCGUUGAAAAGCUUCAAACUAACGAAUCACUUACCAUUCAGUCUUCCCCAAAAUUGUCUGAGGUUUUGGAAACUUAUGCUUCAGAAACAGUUGAUAUUAUUCCAUCUUCUCAAACGGAUGAACCAGAAAAUUACCAAAUAAAUGUAUCAUUACCAAAUAUUACUUCUCAGCCUACAGUAGAAAAUUCCAAACUUGGUCAAUCAAACCAAAAUGAAUGGAAAAACAUAACCAGUACAUUGAAUAAUUCUCUCGGUGAUUUCAUACCUGGUUCAUUAUCUUUAUCCACACAAAAUAUCCGUGAUCCAACUUCGCUCACUCAAAAUCCAUUAAUUAAUAUUACCGAAUGUCCUGAAACAAAUUUAAGUUCAUGUAACACACCUGUAGAUGAAAACUGGCUUCCGAAAAUUUCUAAUAAAUGUCAGAAAAAUAUUGCAGUUACAGGUUCCAACUUAUCAUCUUCUGAUGCUGAUUUACUGCAUAAGUUUUGUUUGCAGUUCAGUAUCUCCGAGCACAGCCGUUUCAUUCCCCAGAAGACAACUCAUGUAGUGAUUAAAGAAGAACCAGGUCGUCCUCGCGUAGUCAAACGAACUUUGAAGUAUUUUUUGGGUAUUCUUAAUGGAGCGUGGAUUGUAAAUACAGAUUGGGCUCGUGAAUGUGUAACGGCGAAAAGACUUCUGGAUGAGUCUCCGUAUGAGAUUGAAGGAGAUACAGUUUGUGGUGAUUGUCAUGAGGGUCCCAGACGUGGUAGACUUGGUGUCCCAGCCAUUCCUCAACCACUUGAUAGAUUACCUUUUCGAAAUUCGGCUAACCUAUUGUCUGGAGUUGGUUCAGGUGAUCGUCGUCCAUUUUCUGAUCUAUGGCUCUGUGCAUAUCGUAAUUUGGGGGCUCUACAAGUGGCUGAUUUUUGUCAGCUGGCAUUAGAUGGAGGUGCUGAACGGGUUUUCGAAAGACCUUCGGAUUUGAUAGAUGCAACCAACAAGUUAACACAAUCGUUGUCAGUUACGGGAAUGGAUGUUCGGAAACCACGGGCUGUAAUUCUUACAGACAAAGAUUCCUCUGAAUUCAAUUUUCAAGAAUGUCAGGAGCUUUAUCGAGUAUACGGUGUACCUGUUAUAAGUAUUGAAUGGAUGUUGAAUUGUAUUUCAUUAUAUCGUCGUUUACCAAUUAAUCAAGCUUAUCGUAUAUGCCCAACUCCUCAACCGGUUUGUGUAUCUAUUCCCAAAGCCUAAUUAUUUGUGUGUCUGGGUAUAUGUGCACAGGCACGCACAUACACACUGAUUUACCGUCUUCACAUUAUUUUAUUUUCUUUUAAUUUACUGUCUAUCUGACAUUAGAUUAAUUGGAAAUUGUUAUUUUUAUGUAAUAUUUAUUCUAUUCCCUAACUUUCCUAUUGUUUCACUCACCUUCGAUAUUUAAAAUCAUUCAAAAGAAUAUAUUAUAUAGCAAGCUUUCUCAG
Molecule: messenger RNA, 4305 nt
Organism: Schistosoma turkestanicum
Lineage: Eukaryota; Metazoa; Platyhelminthes; Trematoda; Strigeidida; Schistosomatidae
Source: the annotation of a GenBank genome assembly